Pteropus alecto (black flying fox) is the source of this 2276-nucleotide messenger RNA. It is a transcript of the gene SEMA6B, whose product is annotated as semaphorin 6B. Bases 273 to 2276 code for a protein of 667 amino acids. NCBI's taxonomy places the organism in Eukaryota, Metazoa, Chordata, Mammalia, Chiroptera, Pteropodidae. Gene Ontology annotation, biological process: neural crest cell migration; positive regulation of cell migration; negative regulation of axon extension involved in axon guidance. The record is from RefSeq and is a predicted model, not a curated record. Gene Ontology annotation, molecular function: semaphorin receptor binding; chemorepellent activity. The transcript has 17 exons.
AAUUUUCUGUUAGAAACCGUUUCCUGAGCUUUCAGUGAAACGUGGUGGGCAAGUUGUCCCGGUGAUUAAGUGAGUGCCGGUAUUAUUAUUGUUAGUGCCGUGAUGGCUGUUAUUUUAAAUGAUCCCAACGGGGAAUUUCUCUGGGAAUCGAAGGUCCAGGCCGCGGCGGCUCGCGUGCCCCAUCUGGCGGCGGAUUCCGGGACUGCAGGCCACGCCGCUCACUGUCCCAUCCCUCGCCCACAGGCGUCACCUCCCGUCACCCCGACCUCGCCAUGCGGACCUCGCGAGUGCCCCCUACCCGCCCGGCCCUACUGCUCCUGUUGCUGCUACUGGGGGGCGCCCACGGACUCUUCCCCGAGGAGCCGCCGCCGCUCAGCGUGGCCCCCAGGGACUACCUGAACCACUAUCCCGUGUUCGUGGGCAGCGGGCCAGGACGCCUGACGCCGGCAGAGGGCGCGGAGGACCUCCACAUCCAGCGGGUCCUGCGGGUCAACAGGACGCUGUUCAUUGGGGACAGGGACAACCUGUACCGGGUAGAGCUGGAGCCCCCCACUUCCACGGAGCUUCGGUACCAGCGGAAGCUGACCUGGCGCUCCAAACCCAGCGACAUCAACGUGUGUCGGAUGAAGGGCAAGCAGGAGGGCGAGUGCCGAAACUUUGUAAAGGUGCUGCUACUUCGGGACGAAUCCACGCUUUUCGUGUGCGGUUCCAACGCCUUCAACCCUGUCUGUGCCAACUACAGCAUGGACACACUGCAGCCCCUCGGGGACAACAUCAGCGGCAUGGCCCGCUGCCCGUAUGACCCCAAACACGCCAAUGUCGCGGUUUUCUCUGAAGGAAUGCUGUUCACAGCCACCGUUACGGACUUCCUAGCCAUCGACGCUGUCAUCUACCGCAGCCUCGGGGACCGGCCCACCCUGCGCACCGUGAAGCACGACUCGAAGUGGUUCAAAGAGCCCUACUUCGUGCACGCAGUGGAGUGGGGCAGCCACAUCUACUUCUUCUUCCGGGAGAUCGCGAUGGAGUUUAACUACCUGGAGAAGGCGGUGGUGUCCCGCGUGGCCCGGGUGUGCAAGAAUGACGUGGGGGGCUCCCCUCGUGUGCUGGAGAAGCAGUGGACGUCCUUCCUGAAGGCUCGGCUCAACUGCUCUGUGCCCGGGGACUCCCACUUUUACUUCAACGUGCUGCAGGCCGUCACGGGCGUGGUCAGCCUGGGGGGCCGGCCUGUGGUCCUUGCUGUUUUCUCCACUCCCAGCAACAGCAUCCCCGGCUCGGCCGUCUGCGCCUUCGACAUGACCCAGGUGGCUGCGGUGUUCGAAGGCCGCUUCCGCGAGCAAAAGUCGCCUGAGUCCAUCUGGACACCCGUGCCAGAGGAUCAGGUGCCGAGGCCCCGGCCCGGGUGCUGUGCCGCUCCCGGCAUGCAGUACAACACCUCCAGCGCCUUCCCCGACGAGAUCCUCAACUUCGUCAAGACCCACCCCCUGAUGGAGGAGGCGGUGCCCUCGCUGGGCCACGCGCCCUGGAUAGUGCGGACUCUGACACGGCACCAGCUGACACGGGUGGCCGUGGACGUGGGCGCCGGCCCCUGGGGCAACCAGACCGUUGUCUUCCUGGGCUCGGAGGCGGGCACUGUCCUCAAGUUCCUCGUCUGGCCCAACGCCAGCACCUUGGGCACCACCGGACCCAGUGUCUUCCUGGAGGAAUUUGAGACCUACCGGCCAGACAGGUGUGGACAGUCAGGUGGCAGUGAGACGGGGCAGCGGCUGCUGAGCCUGGAGCUGGACGCGGCCUCAGGAGGCCUGCUGGUGGCCUUCCCCCACUGCGUGGUCCGCGUGCCCGUGGCCCGCUGCCAGCAGUACUCAGGGUGCAUGAAGCACUGCAUUGGCAGUCAAGACCCCUACUGCGGGUGGGCCCCCGAUGGCUCCUGUGUCUUCCUCAGCCCAGGCACCAGGGCCACCUUUGAGCAGGACGUAUCCGGGACCAGCACCUCAGGCUUAGGGGACUGCACGGGACUCCUUCGGGCCAGCCUCUCAGAAGAGCGGGCCGGGCUGGUGUCCGUGAACCUGCUGGUGACAUCGUCAGUGGCGGCCUUCGUGGUGGGCGCCGUGGUGUCCGGCUUCAGCGUGGGCUGGUACGUGGGCCUCCGGGAGCGCCGUGAGCUGGCCCGACGCAAGGACAAGGAAGCCAUCCUGGCCCACGGGGGCGGGGAGGCGGUGCUGAGCGUGAGCCGGCUGGGAGAGCCUGACCAUGCAUGCCAGCUGAGUGGCCAGCUGUGA